AUCAGACUUUCUCUUUCUUGAUAUCGUCUUUUUCUCGUAUCAUCGACUAAUAUUCUUGCAACAUCCCCUCUCUUCACUCUCCCCUCUCUCCCUCUCUUUCUCCCUCUUUCUCCUCGAUGCCUUAUUCGCCCCGUUGCGUCAUCCGCCGUUUUCCCCAACGCCGCUGCAUGCGCUAGUGGGUCACGAAUCCUACGAAUUUCUUGCGACUCGUCCAUUUUAGCUCUUUGCGCGACCACACCCAAGCCCGACCUCUGAUGGGCGUACUACAACCUCGUGGUCGUCGCGACUCGCGCGCCUCGAUUCUGUCCCGUCGGAAUUUGGGGUUCGACCGUGAUCUCGAUGUUGCCAUUGCGCCGGACUCGCUGGUGGAACACGCCAAUGCCAACCUGGGCAGCUCGCCGGGAGCCGGCAUGGAGGCCUCGAGCUAUAAUGGCUCCAGUUUGAGGACCCCCAGUCGAUCCUUUUACCACCGUUCUUUCAAUACACCUACUGACCCAGCCCACUAUGCAUUGGAUGGCCUCCGCGAACAAACGGCCGAACUAGCGACUUAUGGUUUGUCGCUCAAUAAAAAGCCCUUACGCGGGAGGACCAGUUUACCUCCUGGUCUGGAUAUUUUCCGCAGUCAACUUCAACAUUCCCCAUCAGCGUCGCAUGAUGGGAUCGCGAGCUCCCAUCCCACGGUGGGGGAGGACUCGUUAGAUUCGCAUUCUGUGCUCAUUGAUCCAGCUUCUGCCUCCGCUUCGUCGGCCUUGACAGAGAUGAUCCGCCAGCCUGGUGUCGGCCUGGCUGACGAGAAUGCCAAGCCGAUCGAGGACACAUCCUUUUCGCCGCUGUCAACUAUUGACGAUGAAUCUGAGCCCCGGGAUACGGAACGGACCUCUUUGCUAUCAAAGACGAGGUCCAAGUCACCGCAUCAUUAUGGCUCAAUCGAAGAUAUUGAGGGUCAAGGAGGUGCCGCCCGGCGAGCAUCGAAUGCCUUCACCAAAAGUGUUUCAGCAGUGGGCAAGUGGUCUCGUAUAGCUUCGAACCCUAAAUCAUGGGAUAGGCGUGCCAUCUGGAAGGAAGGAGUAGUAUACCCAGUCAGCCUCAUCCCUGCUGUAGUUCUGGGUCUUCUGCUCAACAUUCUCGAUGCUCUGUCCUACGGAAUGAUUCUGUUUCCUCUGGGAGAACCUCUUUUCUCUCACCUUGGCGCAGACGGUAUUUCAAUGUUCUACGUCAGUACAAUCAUCUCCCAAGUGGUUUUCUCCUGUGGAGGUUCCAUCUUCAAGGGUGGCAUUGGCAGUGAAAUGAUUGAAGUAGUCCCCUUUUUCCACCAGAUGGCAUUCACAAUCAUGAACCGAGUGGGUAAAGAGAACCCGCAAUCAGUUAUUGCCACCACCAUCCUCGCCUUCUCAGUCAGCUCUGUCCUCACCGGGCUGGUAUUCUUCCUGAUGGGUGUCUGUGGUUUGGGCUCGUUGAUCGGGUUCUUCCCUCGUCACAUUCUCAUCGGCUGCAUCGGUGGUGUAGGCUACUUCCUUCUCCAAACUGGAGUCGAGGUUUCUGCCCGACUCCCAGGAACUCUCGAAUACAACAUCGGCACUCUGCAGAAACUCUUCCAGCUCGACACUUUCCCUCUUUGGAUGAUACCCCUUUCCCUUGCGAUCGCUCUUCUCAUUUUGAAGCGUUUCAUUCGGUCGAAUUUCCUUGUCGGCGCUUACUUUAUUGGUGUGGGUGUCAUGUUCUAUGUUGUUAUUCUCAGUGCUCGGGUUUCGAUGGAUACAUUGCAUCAGAAGGGGUGGGUGUUUGAUGCUCCGUCUUCGAACAAUCCGUGGUAUCACUUUUAUACCCUCUAUGAUCUUUCUGCCGUCAAUUGGACAGCCUUUGCUGAUACUAUCCCCGCGAUGUUCGCGUUGACUUUCUUCGGUGUACUUCACGUACCCAUCAAUGUCCCAGCUUUGGGCAUCUCGACCGGAGAGGAUAACUUGAACGUGGACAGAGAGCUCAUGGCCCAUGGUGUAACCAAUGCCUUGUCGGGCUUUGCGGGUAGUAUUCAGAACUACCUGGUGUACACCAACAGUCUUCUCUUCAUUGCGAGCGGUGGAUCGUCCCGGUUGGCUGGUCUGAUGCUUGCAGCAGCUACAGCUGGCAUCAUGGUCAUUGGGCCGGUCAUCAUCGGGUACAUUCCGGUGAUGGUUGUCGGUGCAUUGAUCUUCCUGUUGGGUAUUGAACUUUUGCAGGAAGCGCUGGUGGAUACGUGGGGCAAGCUUACGAGACUUGAAUAUCUGACGGUCGUCAUCAUCGUGGUGACUAUGGGUGCCGUAGACUUUGUCAUGGGAAUCCUCGUCGGAAUUAUUCUGGCCUGCGUGAACUUUGUCGUUCAAACAUCUCGCAAGUCUGCCAUCCGUGCAACCUUCUCUGGAGAGAUUGCAGGGUCUACCGUUCGCCGUCCACCCAUCCAGCAACAAUUCCUGCAUGAAGCUGGGCAGCAAACUCUCAUCAUGAAGCUGGGUGGUUACCUGUUCUUCGGAACCAUCGUCAAUGUUGAGAAUACCAUGCGAGGACUAAUCGAAGAGGAAGCAUUCAAUCGACAACCAAUUCGAUUCCUGAUCCUAGACUUCUCUCGGGUCUACGGACUUGAUUUCUCAGCCGCCGAGGCAUUCACCCGUAUCAACCGCGUACUUCGCAAACGCAAUGUACAAACCACCAUAUCCGGUCUGAACAUCGAAGGCGAAGUGGGCAAGUCCCUUCAAAAUGUCGGCCUCUUCGAACCGGAGUCCGGCGUACCGAUCUUCGAAGAUCUCAACUCGGCCCUAGAAUUCUGCGAGAAUGACUACCUCAAGGUCUUCUACAGUCGCCAGGAAGCCCUCUCCCGCACACCACUCGAAGCAUCCACCCCUACAGCCACUCCCAGUGAUACCCUCCAAGUCCCACUACCUGUCCCACAAGUCCGCAACGCCAGUCUCUCGGACAACAUGGUCAGCUCCCCCCGCGGCCAAUACCUUCAACGCGUCGCAACAACCACCCUCCGCGAACACGAACAAGUAAACGCUGCCCUAAUGGCCGCACCCGCCUGGUCCUCCAUGCGCCAACCCCUUCCCCUCCUCCUCCAAACCUUCCAAGGUCUGUCAACCCAAAACGAAGACUUCUGGUUCCCCGCCUGCGCAUACUUCUCCCGCGAGUCCUACCCGGCCGGAACAGUCCUGUACCACGAAGGUGACGUCCCACGCGCCUUCUACCUCCUCGAAUCCGGCAUGUUACGCGCAGAAUACGAUCUCCCGCAGGGCCGGUACUUUGAGCUUGUUGUUGCGGGCCGGCCGUGCGGUGAAUUGCCGUUCUUUAGUGAUACGAGGCGUACGGCGACUGUUAAGGCGGAGCAUGAUUGUGUGGCGUGGUGUUUGAGUGAUGAGCGGUGGAGGGCGUUGCAGGAGGAUGAACCGAGGAUUGCGAGGGAGUUGCUUACUGUUAGUUUGAAGUUGACGACGGAGAGGAUGGAUUGUAUUACUUCAUACGUGCUGACUAUGGCUGCUUGAUUUGAUCUUCUUGUAUAUUUUGUGCAUUUUUGGUUUGGCAUUUAUCCUCGGUGGUGAUCUGAGCGAGACUUAUACCUUUGCUUGUCCAUUUUUUGGGUUUCAUGUUUGCAUGUGAAAUACGUACAUAACUGCUUCAUGCGAAGCUGAUCAAUCUACAAUCGUCAAUUUCAUGAUACGGUGGAAGUAAGAAGCAC
Penicillium subrubescens is the source of this 3703-nucleotide messenger RNA. RefSeq names its product sulfate transporter family protein. The record is from RefSeq and is a predicted model, not a curated record. Lineage: Eukaryota; Fungi; Ascomycota; Eurotiomycetes; Eurotiales; Aspergillaceae. The transcript has 5 exons. The coding region runs from base 255 to 3509 and encodes 1084 amino acids. Gene Ontology annotation, cellular component: membrane.